This is a messenger RNA of Syngnathoides biaculeatus (alligator pipefish), 1356 nucleotides long. RefSeq names its product glucosamine-6-phosphate isomerase 2-like. The record is from RefSeq and is a predicted model, not a curated record. Bases 626 to 961 code for a protein of 111 amino acids. The transcript is spliced from 3 exons. Gene Ontology annotation, biological process: N-acetylglucosamine catabolic process; N-acetylneuraminate catabolic process; D-glucosamine catabolic process. NCBI's taxonomy places the organism in Eukaryota, Metazoa, Chordata, Actinopteri, Syngnathiformes, Syngnathidae. Gene Ontology annotation, cellular component: cytoplasm. Gene Ontology annotation, molecular function: glucosamine-6-phosphate deaminase activity; identical protein binding.
UGCCAGCUCUGGUUCCUAAUGUGUCUUCAGUGCCACUGUCACUUAUCCGUACAUCAUGGCUGGCCUCACUACUGUUUUAUAAACUUUGCCCUUCAUCCUAGUAGAGACUCUUCUGUCACAUAACAUACCAAACACCUUCUGCCAGCUGUUCCAACCCGCUUGGACUCAUUUCUUCACUUCUUUACCAUUUUCACCAUUGCUCUGCUCUGUUGAACCCAAGUAUUUGAAGUCAUCUACUCCCGCUAUCUCUUUUGUCUGGAACCUCACUCUUCCCAUUCCACGCCUCUUGCUCUCUAUGAUAUUUCAGGGUUUUUUUCUAAUAAACUGAAAAAAUGUAAACAAUUUCAUUUUUUCCCCUGUCAAUAUGUGGUGCUGUGUGUACAUUGUGGAAAAAUUGACUUCAAUGAUAAAUGAUUUUAGCAAAAUGCUGAAAUAUAACAGAGUGUAAAAAUUUGAGGGCGUCUUUAUACUUUCUGUACCCACUCUUUAUCACCAAAUCAUCCAGCAUUAUUAUGCUGUUUUUUCCCCAAAAAGUUUGAUUCACUGUUUUUCCACUGUAGCUCUUUCUGUUAUUUUGUGAUAUUUAGGUCUACCUCGUGCCCACCCCGAGAGCUACCACUCCUACAUGUGGAACAACUUCUUCAAGUUCAUUGACAUUGAUCCCCCCAAUGCUCAUAUCCUGAAUGGAAACGCAAUGGACUUGGAAGCAGAAUUUCAGGCCUAUGAGCAAAAGAUUGCAGAGGCUGGAGGAAUCCACUUGUUUGUUGGAGGUAUUGGACUUGAUGGCCACACAGUAUUUAAUGAACCAGGCUCCAGUCUUGUCUCUAGAACCACAGUGAAGACACUAGCCAAAGACACCAUUGUGGCAAAUCCUCAGUUUGUUAGAAAUGACCUCUCCAAGGUUCCUACCAUGGCUCUGACUGUUGGACGAGGCACUGUCAUGGAUGCCAAUGAGGUUUGAUGGGUGAAGAGAGGGGCUGAGCUGUCAACUGAUCACCACCUGGUGAUGUAUUUUGAGGAUCUGCUGGGAACGGCUGGCAGGUUCCCCUGUCAGAAGGAAUUUCAACUCCCACCCCCGAAAGAACUUUCCUCAUGUUCUGGGAGAGGCGAGGCACAUUGAGUCCGAGUGGACAAUGUUCCGCGCCUCCUUUGCUGAGGCGGCUGACCAGAGCUGUGGCCGUGAGUUUGUAGGUGCUUGUCAUGGCAGCAAACCCCGAACAGGUUGGUGGACACCAACAGUGAGGGAUGUUGUCAAACUUAUCUGGCAUUUUUGGCCUGUGGGGCUCCUGAGGCAGCUAAUACAGUGAAGAAUAUAAGUAUUCAAACACCCUGUUAUAUUGCAAGCUCUCCCACUUA